Messenger RNA from Populus nigra (black poplar), 2278 nucleotides. RefSeq lists its product as uncharacterized. The transcript has 13 exons. Lineage: Eukaryota; Viridiplantae; Streptophyta; Magnoliopsida; Malpighiales; Salicaceae. Gene Ontology annotation, biological process: regulation of telomere maintenance. Gene Ontology annotation, cellular component: nucleus. Bases 35 to 2050 code for a protein of 671 amino acids. The record is from RefSeq and is a predicted model, not a curated record.
GCCUCCUCUCUCUACUGAAUCAAAUCAGUCAAUAAUGGAUCAUCAAUGGCGACCCCUACCACCUCCUCACCCUACCAGUAUCUGCCCUAUCUGCUCUUUUUCUCACUUCCCAUUCUGUCCUCCUCCCCCCCCUCCCCCUCCUCCUCAAUACAAUCAAAGCCCUAGAUUCCCACCUCCACCACCGCAGCCCGAACACCCGUAUCAUUCUGGCCCACCCAACCCAUACAUGGUCGUCAACCCUAACCAGGGGUGGCACUGGCACAGAGAAGACGGAUAUGGACAUCCCAAUCCCAUGUAUGAUUAUUAUAGGAAUAGCGCUGCGAGUUGUAUUAAUGGUGAAGCUGAUCGGAGCUAUAAGAGGCCAAGGGUUGAUGGUAGCAUUGGAUCUGGUAUGUUUGGAUACGAGAAUAAUCAAAGUCCAGCUAAUUUUUUUUCGGAUGACGAGCGUAGAUUGAAGCUGAUUCGCGAGCACGGCAACACAACUACUCUGUAUAGUCCUUUUCCGCCCACACAUGAUGAUAUGAAUAAUAAUAACUGGAAAAAUCAGCCAAUGCCUAAUUCCGCCGAAAUGAGGCGGCAGCAGCUGCCAAUUGAAAGCGUUUACCAUGAAAAUAAUAGGGUGUUUGGAGGACAUCCGCCUCCGCCUCCGCCUCCGCCAACUUCACCGCCACCGCCUCUUCCUAUGGAACCACCACUCCUCCCUUCACCCCCCAAGUCAUCAUCUGCUUUGUUUCCUGUUCCUAUUAAUUCCGCAGCUACCAAUCCUUAUCUGCAUAACAACUCAUCUGGGUUUGUUUCUGAGGAAUGGAAACAAUCCUCUGGAAAAACUUUUUUGCAUAAGAAAUUGUCUCCAGAGAGGCCAAUAGUAGUUGAUGCUUCUCACUUGUUUAAGAUGCCUCAUCGUGCAACUCGCCCCAAUCAUAUUGUGAUAAUUCUUAGAGGGCUUCCAGGCAGUGGUAAAAGUUACUUAGCAAAGACGAUGCGUGACCUUGAGGUUGAAAAUGGUGGUAAUGUGCCACGAAUUCAUUCCAUGGACGACUAUUUCAUGACUGAAGUUGAAAAGGUUGAAGAUGGUGAUGCUUCAAAAUCUUCAAGCUCUACAAGAGGCAAGAAACCAAUUGUAAAGAAGGUGGUCAUGGAGUAUUGUUAUGAACCUGAAAUGGAAGAGGCUUAUCGAGAAAGCUUGUUGAAAGCAUUCAAGAAGACCCUUGAGGAGGGAACUUUCACCCUUGUCAUUGUGGAUGACCGCAAUCUGCGGGUAGCUGAUUUUGCUCAAUUUUGGGCAAUUGCAAAGAGAUCAGGCUAUGAAGUUUACAUAUCAGAGGCUACAUAUAAAGACCCUAUAGGUUGUGCUGCUAGGAAUGUACAUGGUUUUACCAUAGAUGAAAUACAAACAAUGGCCCGGCGGUGGGAAGAAGCUCCAUUGAUUUACACUCAAUUGGACAUCAAGUCAUUAUUCUGUGGAGAUGACCUGAAGAAAAAUGGAAUUCAAGAGGUUGACAUGGACACUGAAGAUGGAGACUUUGGUAAUCCAUCAAACCUGCAGGAAGGAAAGCCUGAGAAGACAAUAGUUCCUCCCAUAGAAGAUGCACCUCAUGUUCCUGCAAAAGACAGUAAGAGAUGGGAUGCUGAAGUGGACCAUCCUUCAGGAUUGAAAAAAUUGGGUAAAAGUAAAUGGUCAGAUGAUUUAGAUGAAGCUGACACACAAGGAUCUGAAAGCAUGAGGACUAAUAAUGCUCUUUCUGGGUUGGUUCAAGCUUAUCAAAAGCAACGAAAAUCAGUGCAUUGGAGUGACCAGGUUGGGGAUACUGGGUUUUCUAUAGUUGCAGCAAAGAAAGCAAAUAUGUUGUCUCUAGUUAUUGGACCGGGUGCUGGAUACAACUUGAAGUCCAACCCAUUAUCUGAAGAGGAGCGACCAACUUCAACCGCAGGCGUUGGCAAGUCAAAGCAGAGCAUAUUCCAAGAGCGACUUCGCGUGGAGCACGAGUCCUUUAAAGCUGUUUUUGAUCGGAGGAAACAGCGCAUUGGUGGAUUGGAUUCCGAGGAAUAAUAUUAGAUGUGAGAAACUUCAAUUGCAAGCGGUUCUUGAGAUUCUUUUUUAGCAUUCUCGUCUGUAAUUGUUAAUUUCACGAGAAAGAGGGGUGGGGGUUUAUGCUGUAAUUGCCCAAUCAUGGCAAAACCAAAAUUACUGUACAUGCAUGUCCAAAUUACCAUCCACCCCCUAGGUUUUUGGCAAUUUUGAUUUUCCAUGCAAUAACAAACACAAUCUUUUAUGAAA